Girardinichthys multiradiatus is the source of this 1667-nucleotide messenger RNA. RefSeq names its product procollagen C-endopeptidase enhancer a (gene pcolcea). The transcript is spliced from 9 exons. Bases 69 to 1466 code for a protein of 465 amino acids. Gene Ontology annotation, molecular function: protein binding. The record is from RefSeq and is a predicted model, not a curated record. NCBI's taxonomy places the organism in Eukaryota, Metazoa, Chordata, Actinopteri, Cyprinodontiformes, Goodeidae.
UCCUGCAUCCUGUUCCCCUCUCCCUUUGCUGGAACAGACUGCUUUGCUUUGUGCGCAAGUUGUGUAUCAUGAUGCGUGCGGAUUGCAUCUGGGGGCUUCUCUUGCUCCUGUCACUGAGUUUGGGAUGGACAAAAGCUCAGGCGACCAAUAACACCAGGCCUGUAUUCUACUGUGGUGGAGACCUGGUUGCAGAUUCAGGUUUCAUUGGCAGCGAGGGGUUCCCCAGCUUCUACAAACCCAACACCAAAUGCACCUGGCGGAUCACUGUCCCAGAGGGAAAUGUGGUCACGCUCUCCUUCCGCAUCUUUGACCUAGAGGCUGACUCACAGUGUCGCUACGACUAUCUGGAUAUUUACAAUGGCUAUUCCAACCUGGUGCAAAAACUCGGUCGCUUCUGUGGAACUUUCCGACCCGGCACUCAGAUAUCAACCACAAACACCAUGACACUGGAGAUGGUGACUGAUGGAGAGACCCAGACCAGAGGGUUUUUGGCCUAUUUCAGUGGAACAAAACCUUAUACAAAUGACGAGCAGUUCUGUGGGGGGAAGAUGACAAAAUCCCAGGGAGAGAUCAAGACACCCAACUGGCCUGACAGGAAGUACCCACCAGGGACCAGCUGUUCCUGGCUCAUCACUGUGGAACCUGACAGGGUGAUCCAGGUGAAGUUUGACAAAUUCGUUCUGGAGGCUGACACCUAUUGCCGGUUUGACUAUGUUGCCUUCUUUAACGGUGGACAGAGAGAUGAUUCACGCCUGAUUGGGAAAUACUGUGGCGAUCAGUCUCCUCAACCCAUUAUCAGCAGUGGCAACGAGCUGCUGGUCCAGUUCGUGUCUGACCUCAGUGUGCCAUCUGAUGGAUUCUUCGGCCACUAUAAAAGCAUCCCCCGUGGUUCUCAGCCCAUGACCGUCGACUCAGGACCCAGUACAGGAUCUGCCCCCUCAGAACGAGCAGUCAAACCUGCUGAGUCUGAACGACCCGCUGUCACCACUCAGCCUCCUGUCCCCACCACCGCCUCCCCCAAAUACGUGACUCCUUCGGUCAGACCCACAAGAAGAGGCGUCGCAAACCAAAAUCCUAAGAGGCUAGGUCCUCAGAAUCCACUGUGUGCCAGAGCCUGUAAGCGAGCUGGAAACAUCAAGAAAAGUUUCUGCUCUAGUGAAUUUGUGAUCACUGGAAAGGUUAUCUCUUUGGCCCCUGGACCCCGAGGCACUCUUUCCAUUAACAUCUCCCUCAUUAAGGCUUACAAAUCAGGACGGCUGACCAUCACACAGGUUGGAGAGACAAUGGCAGUUAAGCUCGUGUCACAGUGCAAGAAGUGCCCCUUGGUUCGCCGAGGUGGCAACUACAUCAUCAUGGGUCAGGUGGAUGAAGACGGACGUGGCACCUUGGAACCCGGUGCAUUCAUUGCUCAAUACAAAGCUGUUCACCACAAACUAUUGAUGAAUAUCAACAACCAACCAUGCUGAAACCCAUACUGAUGUCCUGGCCUGUAAACGAAAUCUACAAUUUCACUAAAAUAGACACUUCAGGGUGAACUAUGGAUAUAUAUAGACACAAUAUAACAAAACAGUUUAACUUUAUUUUAUAUUCAACUUUAAAGAUUCAACCAACUGAACCUUUUUGUAAUGUGUAUAUAUAUAAAUAAAGGCUUUAUAUCACUUUUAAAA